Messenger RNA from Ogataea angusta, 1107 nucleotides. RefSeq lists its product as uncharacterized. The record is from RefSeq and is a predicted model, not a curated record. The transcript has 2 exons. NCBI's taxonomy places the organism in Eukaryota, Fungi, Ascomycota, Pichiomycetes, Pichiales, Pichiaceae. The coding region runs from base 1 to 1107 and encodes 368 amino acids.
AUGGGCACGCCCGCGCAGGACGACGAGCAUGACGCCUGCGGCGAAGUAGCACACGCCGACAAAAAUGGCCGCGUUCUGGUACUGUUCUGGCCGCUGCGGGCCGUCUUUUUUCAGCGCAAUGCCCAGGAUCGGGCUCAGAAACCCAAACACGCCGGUAGCCACCCACGACAGCGACAGGGCAAUGCCCAUCUUGCGCAGCCCGAUGAUGUGCGCGGCCAUCGACGGCUGCGUGAUCCAGAUGGUGCCCAUGAGGGAGCCCUCGAACAGCGCGAAAAUCAGCGCUGUCGGGAAGUUGCGGCACGGGAUCCACAUGGCGAGCGCAAACAGAGCCACGAUCCAGCUCGCGCAGAUGGUCAUGUUGACCGGGCCGAGGAAGUCGCACAGCUGGCCCAUCGUGGGCCUGCCGUAGAUGAUGCCGACGGACGUCAUGGUGGCCACGAGAGACGCCUUGCUGGCGUUGUAGCCGAGCGACCGCGUGAAGUCGGCGAGAUUGUACAUGAGCGUGACGUAGCCAAACAGCGUGAACAUGAUCCACGCCAGGAGACACCAGACGCCGAAGUUCGCCCACACCACCCUGUCGUACACUUUGUAGAUGGGCCGGACGUGCUUGUUGCGGGACUGGAUCAGCACAACGGCGAUGACGUUGAGAAAAGCGCAGAUAAUGGCCUGUGUGCGCAUCGACCACUGGUAGCCGUACCGUGUGAGCAGGGGCUCCAUGCCGAUGUUGUACAAAAUGCCACCGAGCCCGGAGCCCGCCGCAGAAAAGCCCAGCGCGAGAUUACGCUUGCCACCCUUGCCACUCGAGAACCACUGCGGGAUCACGACAAUGCUGGGAAUCGCAAUCAGCGCAAGCGCAACGCCCUGCCACACGCCCUGGGUGAGCACCAGCUGCCAGUACUUGGUGCAGAAGGACGCCAGCAGCAUCGACGCGAGCUGGAACGCGAUCCCGAUCGAGAUGGUGGGCUUGAGCCCGAGCGUGCCCACGAGGUAGUUGAUGAGCGGGCCAAACGAGAGGCCGGCGCCGAACGUGAGCCCGCCCACGAUGCCGUACUCGUACUUGGUUGUGCCGGGAAACACGUCGGAGUUGAGGUACUCCUGGUAGUAUAG